CAUGUACCGGGCUGCACUCUCCAGCAUAUACCUACGGCUACAGGGAGACGUUACCCCUCCCUCAAAGAUGUGUUGCCAAAAUGAUUGCCAAAUAAGACAGCUCUGCCUUCCACCUCCCACCAUCUUGGUGAAGAGUUUUCCCGUGAAAAGAUGCGUGGAUCCCUGUGGUGCUGUCUGUAACAUCCAGUGCUUGCCUCCAUGUGUGGAUCCCUGCUGCUACGCUAGGAUUCCUCAGGGCACCACCACUUACGUGAACCUGGGUAAUCUUGGUGUGACACAGACUGCCGGAUGUGUGGAUCCAUGCUGCCUCGGAGUCACCAGGUGUGUGCCUCCGCGCUGUGAGGAAGUGACCAAGUGCACCACCACACGUGUGGACCCAUGCUGCUGCAAAGUGACCGAGUGCACCACAACAUGCCAAGAUUCGUGCUGUGAGGAGGUGACCAAGUGCAGCACCACGUGCGUGGAUCCCUGCUGCAGGGAAGUGACCAAGUGCACCACCACAUGCGUAGAUCCAUGCUGUAGGGAGGUGUCCAAGUGCACCACCACAUGCGUGGAUCCCUGCUGCAAGGAAGUGACCAAGUGCACCACCACAUGCGUAGAUCCAUGCUGUAGGGAGGUGUCCAAGUGCACCACCACAUGCGUGGAUCCGUGCUGCAAGGAAGUGACCAAGUGCACCACCACGUGCGUGGAUCCCUGCUGCAAGGAAGUGACCAAGUGCACCACCACGUGCGUAGAUCCAUGCUGUAGGGAGGUGUCCAAGUGCACCACCACAUGCGUGGAUCCCUGCUGCAAGGAAGUGACCAAGUGCACCACCACAUGCGUAGAUCCAUGCUGUAGGGAGGUGUCCAAGUGCACCACCACGUGUGUGGAUCCGUGCUGCAAGGAAGUGACCAAGUGCACCACCACAUGUGUGGAUCCCUGCUGCAAGGAAGUGACCAAGUGCACCACCACGUGUGUGGAUCCCUGCUGCAGGGAAGUGACCAAGUGCACCACCAGAUGUGUGGAUCCAUGCUGUGGACCUGUGACCAGAUGUGCCACCACGUGCGUGGAACCAUGCUGCAGCAAAGUGACCAAAUGCACCACCACAUGCGUUGAUCCAUGUUGUGGAGGUGUCACCAGAUGCAACACCAGGUGUGUGGAUCCAUGCUGUGACAGAGUGACCAAGUGCACCACCAGGUGCAUAGAUCCCUGCUGUAGUGAAGUGACCAAGUGCACUACCAGAUGUGUGGAUCCCUGCUGUGGAGCUGUGACCAGAUGCACCUCUAAGUGUGUGGAUCCCUGCUGUGGGGAAGUGACCAGAUGCACCACCAGGUGUGUGGAUCCCUGCUGUGGAUGUGUCACCAGAUGCACCUCUAAGUGUGUGGAUCCCUGCUGUGGGGAAGUGACCAGAUGCACCACCAGGUGCAUAGAUCCAUGCUGUGGAGAUGUCACCAGGUGCACUACUAAGUGUGUGCAUCCCUGCUGCGGCAGAGUGACCAAAUGCACCACCAGAUGCGUGGAUCCCUGCUGCAGGGAAGUGACCAAGUGCACCACCACGUGCGUGGAUCCGUGCUGUGGAGGUGUGAGUGAAUGCACCACCACAUGCGUGGAUCCCUGCUGCAAGGAAGUGACCAAGUGCACCACCACGUGCGUGGAUCCCUGCUGCAAGGAAGUGACCAAGUGCACCACCACAUGCGUGGAUCCGUGCUGUGGAGGUGUGAGUGAAUGCACCACCACGUGCGUGGAUCCGUGCUGCAAGGAAGUGACCAAGUGCACCACCACGUGCGUGGAUCCGUGCUGCAAGGAAGUGACCAAGUGUACCACCACGUGCGUGGAUCCUUGCUGCAAGGAAGUGACCAAGUGCACCACCACGUGCGUGGAUCCGUGCUGUGGAGGUGUGAGCGAAUGCACCACCACGUGCGUGGAUCCCUGCUGCAAGGAAGUGACCAAGUGCACCACCACAUGCGUGGAUCCCUGCUGUGGGGGCGUUCAGGCUGUUACGAAGUGUGUGGAUUCCUGUCCCACUGCCUGUGUUACACAAGCCACCCCCCAGUGCACGGGUGUAUGCACCUCUACCUGUGGCCAGUGCUGCUCCAUCACAUGUGCAGAUGUCCGCUGUCGUAAAUGCAUGGCUCCUUGAGGGGCUGCAUGUGGGUGGGAGCCACACGGGGACCCCACUCUGCAGUGCCAUUGCCCUGUGGAGUCUCCAAAGGCUAAGGAAUGAAAAUGGUUUGCAGAUCGCUGAACUUGCCGAAGUCUUCCUCACAUCUUUGCUUUCCUAGUGCCCUUUCUGUCCUAGGAAGAGUAGAUCCUCAAAUGGUUUUCCCUACAUUCUGCAUAAUUUCUGCUAUAUUUACCUCAAGAACAAUGCCUUUCCUUGUAACAUCUAACUAAUUGAUUUUGUGCCCCCAGGAAUAUUGCCUGGGAGAGAUUCUGUAAUUCUUUGCACUGAUGUGGAUGGAGGAAUUUCCCUGUUUGUUCUUUCUUGCCAUCUUCUCCUUUUCUUGUAUGAAGCAAUAAAAAAAAAAUUAUCUUGA
This is a messenger RNA of Gymnogyps californianus (California condor), 2516 nucleotides long. RefSeq names its product keratin-associated protein 10-4-like. The transcript has 3 exons. The record is from RefSeq and is a predicted model, not a curated record. NCBI's taxonomy places the organism in Eukaryota, Metazoa, Chordata, Aves, Accipitriformes, Cathartidae. Bases 2 to 2119 code for a protein of 705 amino acids.